GACAAGUCAUUCGAAAAUGUUUUGACAUAUAAUUUCAUCAAUAUUCACAAUAUCUGUCUCUAUUUUCACAAUAUUAGGAAAAAUAUGAUUUAAAUAGAACAUAACCCAACUCCAGCUUAUAAACUGAUUUAUAUUUGUGCUUUCAAUACCAUAUACUUACAACAUUUCACCAUGAAUAGAAAAACUAAAAAAAAUAACAUGAAAACAAGAAGCUUACUGGUCGCUUCCGAAGACAAGCUGCUCAAUGAAACGGAUUCGGACCUUUCUUUAUCGUCCAAUGAUCAGCCCUUCAAGAACCAGGCUUUGGUGAUGGACGUGCAUGGGGUGGAGAAGGAUGAGCUACCUGACAAUCCACUUCCUGAGGUGAAAACUCGAAAGCUCUUAAAGAAGAAACGGCCCAAACCUGAUCUAGAUCAGGAUCCGAACGCAGGCGACCUUACCAGCAGUUCUGAGGGCUCCGUGGUUCUGCCAGUGACGGAGAAACAGGAAGAGUUCUUUGAUGCCCAUGAAACCUUAACUAUUCAAGAUAACCAAACAACUGCAACACUCAAUCGUCUAAACGUCACAUCAAAACAAACGGACAAUCCCGAAGCCAAACUAGCCACACCGCAUGUCCCACAGGACAAACCAGUACCAGAGAUUACGGCAGUCUCAGUGGCUACCACGGUGGCCGUUGCUAAACAAGACACUGGGAGCGGGCGGACGCCUCUGACGAGCGCUAAACCUAUUCGGGCAAGCAAUCCAGAGUGAUUCUACGACAGAGAUCGAAACUAGAGACAGGUCCACAAAAA
This is a messenger RNA of Cydia fagiglandana, 791 nucleotides long. RefSeq lists its product as uncharacterized. Lineage: Eukaryota; Metazoa; Arthropoda; Insecta; Lepidoptera; Tortricidae. The transcript is spliced from 5 exons. Bases 172 to 750 code for a protein of 192 amino acids. The record is from RefSeq and is a predicted model, not a curated record.